UAUAUGUAUAAAUAAUAGCAAAAUAUAAUAAAAUUUUAUUUCUAUAUGUUUAUGUGCAAAUCUCUCUCUCCCUCAAAACUGGUGCGAACUUCUGCAAAUCUCUUCCGCCAUUUCUGAACCCGUGUCUUUCUCAUUCUAUAAAUAUACAAUGGAUGAUGAUAACAAUGGCGGCGCAAGAGCAAUUUCCUCUAGCUCUUUGCAUUCGGAGCCUCAGCGAGAAGAUAGAGAAGAGGCCUCUGAUAAUGGCGACCAGAGAGUUUAUUUAGUUCCGUUCAGAUGGUGGAAAGAGGCCCAGGACUCGUCUUCUCCAGACGUAAAGAAGGGAAUCCCGUAUGCUGCAUGCCCUUCUUCUCAAUAUGGGGGUCCAAUGAAGAUAUUCAACAAUAUAUUCAGCUCAGAUAUCGCGUUCAACCUAAGGAAAGAGGAUGCAUUGUCAUGCAAUGCGGAAAGUGAUGAAUCAGGAGAGUCAUGUAGGGAUUACGCAAUGGUCCCUGGCGACAUGUGGCUUGAGACGCUCAAAUGGCACAGUAACUCCAAAAGUUCAUCAAAGGAAAGAAAAGGAUUUACAGCUGCAGAAGAUGAUAUGUCAGAUGUGUAUCCACUUCAACUUAGGCUUUCUGUUCUCUGGGAAACUAAUGUAGUGGCAGUCAAAGUGAGCAAAAAGGAAAAUUCAGUUGAAUGCUUCAGAAGAGCCUGCAAGAUUUUUAAUAUGGAUGAACCUACAACGCUGCUUUUCUUGACUGACAAAAAUAAAAACUUUAAAGAAUCUCAGAAGCAAACAGAACAGGAUCUGCUUCUUGAGUUGCAAGUUUACGGGUUGUCAGAUUCUUUUAGAAAUAGAGGGGCCAAAAAAGAUGAUGCUGGAACAUAUACUUAUGGUACUUCAUAUUUGAUGAAUGGUAGCACUACCAACAGUAGUUCUAGUUCUGCUCGAAGCAGUUCUUCUAAGCUUCUUGGAAAUUCAUUUGAAACUGGUACACUGGGCCUAACUGGAUUACAAAAUCUUGGAAAUACUUGCUUCAUGAAUAGUGCUUUACAGUGUUUAGCACACACGCCAAAGCUUGUUGACUACUUUCUUGGAGAUUACAAAAGAGAAAUAAAUUCAGAGAAUCCUUUAGGCAUGAAGGGUGAAAUUGCUUCAUCUUUUGGAGAUCUUAUGAAGAAAUUAUGGGCCCCUGGAGCAACUCCUCUGGCUCCAAGAACAUUUAAAUUGAAGCUUGCUCAUUUUGCUCCCCAAUUCAGUGGUUUUAAUCAGCAUGAUUCUCAAGAGCUGUUGGCAUUUCUCUUAGAUGGUCUCCAUGAGGAUCUGAAUCGUGUGAAAUGCAAACCUUAUGUCGAAGCUAAGGAUUCCGAUGGCCGCCCAGAUGAAGAAGUAGCUGACGAAUAUUGGAAGAAUCAUCUAGCUCGUAAUGACUCUAUAAUUGUUGAUAUCUGUCAAAAAGAGCUGAAAGCUCUUAUAAGUGUACUUGAGAGAAGCCAGUUCAUUCUAUCUUUUCUCGAUUAUCUUAAAAUGCCUGUCUACUUAGCAACUUAUCUUCAUCAGGGUCAGUACAGGUCCACGUUAGCAUGUCCGAUUUGUAGAAAGGUGUCUGUUACUUUUGACCCAUUCAUGUAUCUCUCUUUACCUCUGCCGUCAUCAUCUAUGCGGACAAUGACAUUGACUGUGAUAAAAGCUGAUGGCAGUAGUAAGCCAUCCCCGUUCACUGUUACUGUGCCCAAGAAUGGGAAGUUUGAUGAUUUGAUCCAGGCUUUGAGCACAGCCUGUUCACUAGGGGUUGAUGAAACCUUUUUAGUGGCUGAGAUAUACAACAACCGCAUCAUACGGUUUCUUGAAGAGCCCACCGAUUCAUUAUCUUUAAUUAGAGACAACGAUCAACUAAUUGCUUACAGGUUAGCGAAGGAUGACAAGGAAGCUCCUCUCUUCGUGUUUAUGCAUCAGCUGGCUGAAGAAAAAUUCAUUGCUGGGAAAUUAACACCCAGUUGGAGAGCAUUUGGAGUUCCUCUUGUCUCACGCCAAAGUUUCACAGAUGGCUCUGGUAUUCGUUCAACAUAUGCAAAGCUGAUUGCUCCAUUCCGGGUGACUUAUCAAGACUCUGGCGAAAAUAUUGACAGCCUUGACAUAAGUGACACCAGCAAUUUUAGAUUAAGUGGAUCCCCUGAUACAUCUGAUAAAAAAGAGACUGAUGCGGAUUCUAGUAACGAUUUUCAGUUUCACUUUUCGAAUGAAAAAGGAUCAGAGACUGGCUCUGAGAUUGGAAUGGGAGAGCUGGAAAAGCCUGUAUUCAUGCCUGAAAGACUGUAUGUACUCGUAUCUUGGUCAGACAAGAUGGUGAAGCUUCACAAUGUCGAGCCUCUUAACUUGCUUCCGGAAGUUUUUAAGUCUGGAUUUUUCACAAAAAGGCCACAAGAGUCCAUCUCGCUGUAUAAAUGUCUUGAAGCAUUCCUUAAGGAGGAGCCUCUGGGCCCAGAUGAUAUGUGGUACUGUCCUGUAUGCAAAAAGCAUUGUCAAGCCGGCAAAAAAUUAGAUCUCUGGAGAUUGCCAGAAGUUCUGGUGAUACAUUUGAAACGAUUCUCAUACAGCCGAUUCCUGAAGAAUAAGUUGGAAACUUACGUUGAUUUCCCCAUUCAUGAUCUCGAUCUGUCUGGUUAUAUUACCCAGAAGGGUGAACAAUCUCAUCACCGUUACAUCCUUUAUGCUAUCAGUAACCACUAUGGAAGUAUGGGAGGUGGUCACUACACAGCAUUUGUGCAUCAUGGCGGUGACAAAUGGUAUGACUUUGACGACAGCCACGUGUCACCAAUCAGUGUGGACAAGAUCAAAACUUCAGCUGCUUAUGUUUUAUUCUAUAGAAGAGUUGAGAAAGCCGGACCAAACCCACUUUAGGGAGUGCAAUCGAGAACCUGAGAUCCUGAUCGACUUGUGUGACAGGUUUGUUCUGGAUUGUGUUCCUUGCUUUACUUUCUUGUUUUUUAGCGGAUUAUGGUCUUCUAAUUCGAGAGGGUGGUUGGCCGAGCCUAUUUAAAGAGAUCUUACAAGCUGUACAUCAUGUAAAAUGGUUUUUACUACACAUAACUAUACCAUAUUUCUGAUCAUACAAGUUAUGGAAGAGUUUGAAUAAAAAAAAGAUGAUAG
Molecule: messenger RNA, 3133 nt
Organism: Striga asiatica
Lineage: Eukaryota; Viridiplantae; Streptophyta; Magnoliopsida; Lamiales; Orobanchaceae
Source: the annotation of a GenBank genome assembly